AUGUCUAAUUCCCCUUUAACAAAAGUACCAACUUCUGCUUUAUCUCCUGUCUCAGCUUUAGCAUUUAAAAAGCAAAGCUAAAUUCCUUAGGCAUUAUCAAAAUAAGCCAUAGACUUAUAGAAUACGUUGAAUAAACUCAAGGAAGCCAAAUAAAAGAAACAACAACUUUCAAAUUCUAAUAUUGUAGUAUAAUCAAUAAGUAACUUCUUUUAUGAACUCUAGCAAAUCCAGUUAGCAGUCCUCAAAAAAAUAAACACACAGAAGAAACAGAACCUAUACAAAUUUAAUACAAAUCUUUAUUUAAGGAUAUUGAAUAGCCUUAGAUUAGUUAACCUAAAACUUAUAAUAAAAUGAAUGAUUAAGAAGCUGAAUAAAAGUAUGAGUAGAGAAAAAAAUAAAUAAAAGAAUAAAUAGAUAGAACCAAAUCAAACAGUAAAAUAAUUUAGAAACCUAAAUAAAAAUAAAAGAAGACUGUUGAAAAGUAAAUUCAAAAAAUUGAUCUCUCUAAAAAUUCUAAUAAAAAAUAAAAACAAGAAUCUAUUCCUGAAAUUUAAAGCAUUUCAUCUUAUCCUAAAGAAAUUUUACAUGAUUAAUUAAAAGUUAUGCAAAAUAAAUUAAAGUAAGACAUUGCCAAACUAGAUAAAUAAAUUAAAGGUGAAAAUCAGACCUGUCUUUUUGAAAUUAAGAAUAAAGGACAUGAUUUAUAUUAAUAAGGGUUGUAAAUGGAAGAUAGGAAGUAUCUACAUUUAUAACUAUUUAAGAUAAUUUAAAAAAAAGGUUCAUGAAAGGGAAAAACAAUAAAAAGAGAUGUAAAACUGUACAUUCAAACCAUAAAUAAGUUAACCAAAGAGAAUGAACGAUCAAUCUAGAUAAAUAUAGUCAAGAUUACAAUAAAAUGAUUCGAAAUUAUAACUUAAAUGUUAAAGUAAUAGAGAUGGCUAAAUAACUUCUAAAAGAUUAUCCUGUUCUCCUUCAUAAGAUUAAAUUAAUAGUACAACAAUUACAUAAACACUUAAUAAUAAUAAUAAUCAUGAUAUCAAUUGUAAUUUGUAUAAUUAAUAUUAUUUUAGCUUACUUAAAUAGAAUUCAAGAUAAAUAUCAAUAGAUAGUAAAUAGAGCCAAUGCUUUAAGAAUUAAAGGACUUUGA
Paramecium pentaurelia is the source of this 1147-nucleotide messenger RNA. The record is from the annotation of a GenBank genome assembly. NCBI's taxonomy places the organism in Eukaryota, Ciliophora, Oligohymenophorea, Peniculida, Parameciidae.